Molecule: messenger RNA, 492 nt
Organism: Cyclospora cayetanensis
Lineage: Eukaryota; Apicomplexa; Conoidasida; Eucoccidiorida; Eimeriidae
Exons: 4
Coding region: 1-492 (163 amino acids)
Source: RefSeq, a predicted model, not a curated record
AUGGUUUCUGUUGCCCCCUCCAGCCAAGAUGCCUUCACACAGUCCACAAAUGAACCUCUGCAGCAACAGCUGCUGGAGGGGCCCCCUCUGCAACGCAGCAGCAGCAGCAGCGAGAGGCUUUUCUUUAGGGCACUGAUGAUAGUGAAGAUUGCACUCGGUGUUUUCGUGGGGAUUAUAGUUCUCCUCGCACUCACACACAUCGACGCGACGGCCAGCAUCGUGAAAGAGCUCAUAGCCAGAGUCCAGGAUCUGGGUGGCUUGGCUCCUUUGGCAUACAUAGGCUUGUAUGUUGUGUUUAUUGUAUGCUUCAUGCCUGCGGAGUUUAUGCACCUGGUUGCUGGAUUCAUUUUUUCUCGCAUAUAUGGAGAAAGUCUUAUUCUAGCCUUCAACUUCAUUGGUUCUGCACUUAGUGAUCUGGAAGAUCUUGACAUUCGUACGUUCACGGGGGAACGAGAAAUUCCCAGGAUAAGGGUAUUGGGGAUGGGUGCCUAA